UUCACACUUUGUUCUUUUCCCCAAAUACUUUCAAUCCAACAGCAACCAUGAGGCUCUUUCUGCUGAUUCUUAUCUGUUCUUGGGGACUCACAGGAUGCAUGGUGGAAGGUGUAGGAAGUGAAGUCAUAAAAAAGAGUUUUUGUGUGAGCUGGAGCCAGCCCCUUCCAAGCAAGAGGGUGAAGAGCUAUACCAUUGCUGAAGGCCCCAUGAAAGCAGUGAUUUUUAUCACCCGCAAAGGAUUUAAAAUCUGUGCCAAUCCAGAGGCCAACUGGGUAAAAAACGUCAUCGAUUCUGUGGAUAGCAGAAGGAAAACUGAAACGACAACAACUUCACAGCCAAUUAAUAACUAGGCCUCUAUCAAGUCUGGGCUGAUAGCAUUUUUCUAGGUUGUGUGUUGGAUUGGAUAGCAUUAACUUGGGAUGAGGAAUUACCUGUGUUCAAACCUUUCCUCAGAAUCCUUAUAGCUUUGCUAUUUUAGUCAAAUCAUUUAACUUUGCCAAGCUUCUGUUUUUUUUCAUCCUUCAAAUGGGGACAAUAUUUGUAGAAUUUGCCUUAUAGGAUUACUUAUGAAAACCAAAAGAGAGAAUGUAUGUUAAGUGCUUUGCAAACCUAAAAAUACCAUAUAAAAAUCAGUGAUUCUUACUAACACAUUGUCUAUUGUCAGCUUUCAAAAGAAAUAAAGUGUCUGCAUUCACACAAA
Antechinus flavipes (yellow-footed antechinus) is the source of this 700-nucleotide messenger RNA. RefSeq names its product lymphotactin-like. The transcript has 3 exons. Lineage: Eukaryota; Metazoa; Chordata; Mammalia; Dasyuromorphia; Dasyuridae. Gene Ontology annotation, cellular component: extracellular region. Gene Ontology annotation, molecular function: chemokine activity; CCR chemokine receptor binding. The coding region runs from base 48 to 350 and encodes 100 amino acids. The record is from RefSeq and is a predicted model, not a curated record. Gene Ontology annotation, biological process: lymphocyte chemotaxis; G protein-coupled receptor signaling pathway; monocyte chemotaxis.